CGUGUCCGCCCCGCCCGCUCGUGUGCGGACAAGGCGGGGGGGUUCCGGGGGUGCUCCGCGCCCUCGCCCUGCCCGCGGUGCAGUUAAGAUGCGCCCCGGACGCCGUGUGGCUGCAGCGCGGCGGCGCUGACAUCGCUCACCAUGGACAGCUUCGACUUAGCUCUCCUUCAGGAGUGGGACCUGGACUCUCUGUGUGUGUAUGAGCCGGAUAGAAACGUGCUGCGAAGGAAAGAAUGGGAAAGGAGAAAUCAGGAGGCCCAGCAGGAGGAUGGCGCAUUUAACACGAGUUACUCCCUCUUCAGUGAACCGUACAAGACUAACAAGGGGGAUGAGCUCUCGAAUCGCAUCCAGAACACGCUGGGCAACUACGAUGAAAUGAAAGACUUGUUAACUGACCGAUCAAACCAGAGCCACCUUGUUGGGGUUCCAAAACCUGGGGUUCCUCAGACAUCUCUCCCCAAGGCCGAUGAACAUCUUACUGCAGACUCAAGACCACCGCCUUCUCCUCCCAUUUCCAGCACUACUUCUUCCACACCAGCAGCCCUACCUACCCAGCAGAACAAAAGCACCACGAUGGGCUGGCAGAAGGCCGGGCACAAUGCCACUUCAGAUGACCAGCAGAGAGUGAGCAAGCACGGGCACCGGUCGCUGGAGUCACACAAGGGUGACUUCAAACUGGUGAACCAAAAAUCCAACCUGGAGAAACUAAAACGCUAUGCAUCGAGUCCCACCUCCUCCUCCUCCUCCUCCUCCAACACCACCCAGCAAAGUUCAUUGAGGGCCACGCUAGGAGAAAACAUCAACACAAUUCAGCAGCCAGCAAAACUCAACUGUAGCUCGGAAGGAGGAGCUCAAGUGCAAGAGAGGCCAGCAAAGCACGGUGGUGGGCACUGCGUCCAAAACUUCCCACCCUCUCUUGCUUCGAAGCCCAGUCUGGUUCAGCAGAAACCAACAGCUUACGUAAGGCCAAUGGACGGUCAAGACCAGGCUCCUGAUGAGUCUCCAAAGCUGAAGUUACUAGCUGAGACGACCAAAUCAUAUAGGGGAGUGCCUUCUAACAAGCCUGAUUCGGCCAGGACCAAGUCAAAGAUAGCCAAGUUCAGCAUUCCUAAGCAAGAAGAGGACAGUGGAACAGGAGAUAACAGCUGCAUUGAAGAAAUAUUGCGGAUUAAAGAAUUAACCGAGACAGUGCCACGGGACAAGAAGAGCACACCUGUGAGCACCGAAAAAGCUGUUACUUCUCACCCAACAACUCCAGAACAAAAUGGAAGAUACCCCAGAACAAAACAGAAGGAGAUGACCCAUUCAUGGCCACCACCACUGUCAGCUAUUCACACACCAGGAAAGGCAGAACAAAGCAAGUUUUCCUUCCCAAACAAGGAGUCACAACAGGGAUCUGCAGGACACAGCAAUACAAGGAAAAGUGAUGUAGAGCCAAAGAGUCCAGAGAAAAGCGCAGCCCAUACAUCAAUGCUAGAAGAUGACCUCAAGUUAAGCAGCGAUGAAGAAGAGAGUGACCAGCAGGCAGCACAGAGAUCUGCUCUCCGCGUUCUAUCUGACAGCCUGGUGGUGCCACAAUCCAAUGCCCGAGCCUUGGGACUCUCCAGCAAGGGGUCGAGCAGCAGCAGCUCCAGUGAAUCCGAGACCAGCUCAGAGUCUGAUUCAGAGAGCGAAAGCAGCUCCAGCGAGAGUGACGGCAGCAAGCCCUCGCAUUACUCCAGCCCAGAGCCCGAACCGCCCUCAUCCAACAAGUGGCAGCUGGACAAGUGGCUGAAUAAAGUCACACCGCACAAGGCACCCAUCCUGACCCACCAUGACAGCCCAGCAUUGGAGGCCCAUUCCUACUAUGGCCGCGUGAAGGCGGAGUGGCAGGAAAGCGAGAAGACCCCGGCCGCCGGCCCAGCCGAGCACCACAGUGGGGAAGGCCGUACCACCUCCGGCGCUGCCAUCGGGGACAGACCACGGCCCAGGACCGCCAACAAAGCACCAGGCAGCAAGGGCAGCCGCCAGAAGUCACCCCCCGCCGCCGAUGGUGGGCCUCCAAGGCGGGCGGCGGGGAAGAAGGUGCCACGGCGGUCCGAGAGGACCUCUGCUGGGGACGGCCCCCACUGCGCCGGUGUGGAGGAGCCCCUCCGGAGCCACAGCUUUCCCGAAAGCACUGCUGACGAGGUGCCGAGGGCCCGGCCUGGCAGCAGCAGCACCAGUGGCAGUGGCUGCAGAGCAGGGCACCGCCGGGAGCCCCGCUCGGCCGCAGCUGGCGAGAAGCGUCGGGCCCGGGGGCCAAGCAAAACGGCGCCCAAAUCCAAGGAGUUCAUCGAGACUGAGUCUUCGUCCUCGUCGUCCUCCUCCGACUCGGGCUCUGAGUCAGAGCGGGAGGAGCGCCCACUGCCCAAGGCACUGGCGGCAGCUGGGGCCGAGCCACGGGCCAAGGAUGCGGGGACCGGCACCGCCAGCAAACCCCAAGGCAGCUGCAGUGCCUUUGGCUCCAUUAAUGCCAGGACUAGUAGUGAAAUAGCAAAGGAGCUGGAGGAACAGUUUUACACCCUGGUUCCUUUCGGUAGGAAUGAGCUCCUGUCUCCUCUGAAAGACAGUGAUGAGGUAAAGUCGCUGUGGGUCAACAUUGACUUGGCUCUUUUGUCCAGGAUUCCAGAGCGUUUGCCCGAAGAGCCGCUGGCCAUGAGCGCCGGAGCAAACCAGCCGGCCAGCCUCCCGCAGGGUAGUAGUGCUGAGCCCCCCGCAGAGAAGGGUUUACCGAAAUCUAGAAGGAAACGCAAGUGUGAGAAUGAGGAAGAGUGCAGAGACAUCAAGAAGACUCACUUAGAGCGAGAGAAUUCUUCACGAUUAGCUGCCUCUGCCCACAGCAUCACAACAGCAAAUCACUGCAAUAUGAAUGAAAAUAGCUUGGCAAUACCAAUAAAUAAAAAUGAGAAAAUGCUUCGGUCACCCGUCUCUCCCCUCUCUGAUGCAUCAAAACACAAAUACUCCAACGAUGAUUUAAAUUCCUCCAGCAGACCUAAUGGCAGCAGUCUAUUACCUUCCAUCUCCUCCAGCAAAAAACAUAAGGGUGAAAUCCAGUCACAGACACAUCCCGGAGACUUCAAUAAAGCAAUUCACAUCAAUUCAGAAAAUGUUCUCUGCAAUAAGCCACAGUCCCAAACAGAGCCUUGGUCACCUCUGUCCAGCACACCCAGGGACUGCAGAAGGACAAAGCUUAUCUUUGAUGAUAUGCCACGCAAUGCAGACUACUUUAUGCAGGAAGCUAAACGGAAGAAGCAUAAAGCAGAUGCAAUGGUGGAAAAGUUUGGAAAGGCACUGAAUUAUGCAGAAGCAGCACUAUCGUUUAUUGAGUGUGGAAAUGCAAUGGAGCAAGGCCCAAUGGAAUCUAAAUCCCCUUAUACAAUGUAUUCAGAAACAGUUGAACUCAUCAGGUACGUGGUGAGACUAAAAACCCACUCAGGCCCCAACUCCACACCAGAAGACAAACAGCUGGCAGCACUAUGUUACCGCUGCCUGGCCCUUCUGUACUGGAGGAUGUUCCGACUCAAGAGAGACCAUGCAGUGAAGUAUUCAAAGGCACUUAUUGAGUAUUUCAAGAAUUCAUCAAAAGCUGCCCAGAACCCAUCUCCUUGGGGUGCUAGUGGAAAGAGCACAGGAACUCCAUCACCCAUGUCCCCUAGCCCUUCUCCAGUCAGCUCUGUAGGAUCCCAGGGGAGCACAGGGGCCCCUUCCCCAUCUCCUAUCAUCAGCAUUCCGCAGCGCAUUCAUCAGAUGGCCGCCAACCACGUCAGCAUCACCAACAGCAUCCUGCACAGCUAUGACUACUGGGAGAUGGCUGACAACCUGGCCAAGGAAAACAGAGAUUUUUUUAACGACUUGGAUGCAUUGAUGGGACCUAUCACCUUGCACAGCAGUAUGGAGCAUUUAGUUCAGUACACUCAACAAGGACUUCACUGGGUGCGAAAUAGCGCUCACUUGUCAUAAUGACUGUGUGCCAUUCACAUGGACAGUAUACCUUUCAUGGAUAAUUCAGUUAUUCUGGACACUGUGCUACAGAAAUAG
This is a messenger RNA of Tyto alba (common barn owl), 4059 nucleotides long. RefSeq names its product AF4/FMR2 family member 3 (gene AFF3). The transcript has 22 exons. The record is from RefSeq and is a predicted model, not a curated record. Gene Ontology annotation, cellular component: super elongation complex; nucleus. The coding region runs from base 142 to 3981 and encodes 1279 amino acids. NCBI's taxonomy places the organism in Eukaryota, Metazoa, Chordata, Aves, Strigiformes, Tytonidae. Gene Ontology annotation, biological process: regulation of gene expression.